AGCCCAGCGCCGCCAUUACUACCAGACGCGCACUCAGCCACCCGCCUCCGUUCCCGUAACCGGGGCAACCGCGGCGCUUCCCCGGUGUGGGCAGAGAUCGUCUCUCCGCGCCAUUUUCAAACUGCGCUAGCGCCGGCUCGGGUGGCCGGAGUGGAAGGAGCCAAAGAGGACGGCGAGCCCCUAGGGCGAUGCGUCGCAGGCGGGAGCGGCGGCGGGAGCUGCGACCUGGGAUGUUCCUGGAAAAGUAAGACGCGGCAGCUUUAAGUCAUCCACCCUCCAGGGUUAAGUACACAGCCGUAUUCUAACCUGGUGGGAGUCUCCGAACCUAACCUCUUCUGUUGUCGAGGACUUUACUUUUUGAAAGUGAAUAAGUCUGGUUUUAGAAGACAAGAUGACUACAGCUGCAGAAAGAAAGUAUAUUAAUAUUAGAAAAAGAUUAGACCAGUUGGGCUACCGCCAGACUCUUACAGUGGAGUGUUUGCCUUUGGUGGAAAAACUUUUCAGUGAUUUGGUUCAUACAACAGAAAGCCUUCGACAAACAAAAUUAUCCUCUGUAAAGGCUGAAAAAGAAAGUGCCAAUUUUGAUUUUGUUUUGGAACCUUAUAAACUUGAAAAUGCAAGACUCGGUAAGGAGAAUAAUGAGUUAUAUCUGGAGUUAAUGAAGCUGAGAGAAUACUCAGAGCAACACAUCAAAGAGGUGAAGGCUACAUUGAAGAGGUCUGCACGUGAAACAGCUGAUCUGAGAUUUCUAAAUAACCAGUAUAUUCAUAAGCUCAAACUUUUGGAGAAGGAAAGCAAGGCUAAGAAUGAAAAAAUUCAACAACUUCAAGAAAAGAACUUGCAAGCUGUGGUCCAAACUCCUGGUGGCAAAAAAAGAAGCAUUGCUUUUAGGCGUCAGCGUAUGCAAAUUGAUGAGCCAGCACCUCCCUCUGAAGUCAGUUCUUACCCAGUUCCCCAGCCAGAAGACCCCUACAUUGCAGACCUCCUGCAGGUGGCUGAUAACAGAAUUCAAGAACUUCAGGAGGAAGUCUGCCAGCUACAAGAAAAAUUAGCAUCGAUGGAAAGUAGACUACAGGACUACAGCAAGCAGAUUGAACUGAGAGAACGAGAAAUAGAGAGGCUGUCGGUUGCUCUGGAUGGUGGUCGUUCCCCUGAUGUCCUGUCUCUGGAGACCAGAAAUAAAACCAAUGAAAAGCUUAUUGCCCACUUAAAUAUUCAGGUUGACUUUCUUCAGCAAGCUAAUAAAGACUUGGAGAAACAUAUUCAAGAGCUUAUGGAAACCAAGGAAACAGUGACCGCUGAAGUUGUGAAUUUAAGCCGUAAAAAUGAAAAAUUCUGCCAGGAAUUGACCGAAAUAGACCAGUUAGCACAGCAGUUGGAAAGACAUAAAGAUGAAGUGCUUGAGACUGCUGAUAAAGAGCUUGGGGAAGCAAAGGAAGAGAUUAAAAGAAACCUCUGUGAGAUGCGGAAUCUUGAGGAAAAAAUGGCAAAACUUCAACUGGAAUUAGACUUAUGCCAGAAGGAAAAGGAGAGACUGAGUGAGGAACUCCUUCUAAAAUCAGACCUGGAGACUGUUGUUCAUCAGCUUGACUACGAAAAGCAGAGACUUACCAAAAAAUUGGAAAGUUUUACAGUUAUAGAAAGAGAACUUACUUUGGAAGUUGAGAGGAUGAGGCUAGAACAUGGAAUCAAACGUCGAGACAAGUCCCCUUCUCGUUUAGACACAUUUCUGAAAAGUAUAGAAGCAGAACGCGAUUACUACAAGAAAGAGCUAGAAAGACUCCAGCAUGUAAUACGGCGAAGAUCUUGCUCUACAAAUUAUUGUGCACGUGAAAAAAUCCCAAUAUUUAAAUCACCAGAAAAGGGUGGUUUCAAUUCAGAUAUUCAUCUGGUCACAAGAGAAAGAGAUGAACUUCAGCGCAUGCUAGAAAGAUUUGAAAAAUAUAUGGAAGAUAUACAGUCCAAUGUUAAAUUACUGACAGCAGAAAGAGAUAAACUAAGUGUCUUAUAUAAUGAAGCUCAGGAAGAGUUAUCUGCACUAAGGCAGGAAUCCACAUGUGCUGCAGUCCCCAGCAAUCUUGUUAGUUGUGUGGAAAAGGAAAAGGAACUUGCAUUAUCUGACCUAAGAAGAAUUAUGGCAGAAAAGGAAGCUUUAAGAGAAAAGUUAAAAAAUGUCCAGGAAAUGAAUAUUUUUGGAAAAUCUGAAUUAGAAAAAACUAUUGAGCAUUUGACAUCCAUUAAUCAUCAGCUUGAAAGUGAAAAAUAUGAAUUGCAGUCUAAAAUACUAAUAAUGAAAGAAACAAUAGAGUCAUUAGAAAACAAAUCAAAACUCCAAGCUCAAAAACUUAGCCACAUGGCUGGUGACUCAUCUCAUCAGAAAACAGAAAUGAACUCUAUUAGGACAGUAAAUGACCAGCUCCAGCGGUCACUGGAUGACUGUCAGCACCAGCUUUCAGUAAAAAGAGAUGAACUUGAGUCAGCCCAAGAACAAAUUAAAAUAUUGGAGGAAAGCAUAGAUAAACUAAAACUUAAUAUGAUGUCACAGAAUGAAGCCGCUCAUGCAAUGAAAAAGACCAUUGCUGUCAUUGACAAAGAGAAGGACUUUCUCCAGGAGACGGUAGAUGAGAAGACAGAAAAGAUUGCAAACUUGCAAGAAAGCCUAGCUAAUAAAGAAAAAGCUAUUGCUCAGAUGAAGGUCACGGUCUCAGAGUAUGAAUUAUCUUUAAACCAGCUAAAGGAAACAUUGACUAAUCGAGAUCGAGAGAUAAGCAGCCUCCAGCGCCAACUGGAUGCAGCUCACAAAGAACUUGAGGAAGUUGGAAAAUCUAGAGAGAUCUCUUUUAAGGAGAACAGAAGGUUACAAGAUGAUCUGGCUACAGUGGCAAGGGAAAACCAGGAAAUCUCGUUGGAAUUAGAAGCAGCAGUGCAGGAGAAAGAAGAAAUGAAGAGUCGAGUUCAUAAUUACAUAACUGAGGUGUCGCGAUGGGAGAGCUUAAUGGCUGCUAAGGAGAAAGAAAACCAGAAUUUAUUAGAUCGAUUUCAGAUGCUUCAUAACCGCGCUGAAGACUGGGAGGUCAAAGCCCACCAAGCUGAGGGAGAAAGCAGCUCAGUUCGACUAGAGCUUCUUUCCAUUGACACAGAGAGAAGAUACCUUCGAGAAAGAGUGGAACUACUGGAAAAAGAAAUCCAGGAGCACAUAAAUGCACAUCAUGCUUAUGAAUCUCAGAUCUCAUCAAUGGCAAAAGCCAUGUCUCAGUUAGAAGAAGAGCUGAGACACCAUGAAGAGGAGAAAACAGCAGUGUUGAAUGACCUGUCAUCCGUCCGAGAACUUUGCAUUAAGCUUGAUUCAGGCAAAGAUGUUAUGACCCAACAGAUGAAUUCCAAAAGCCUUGAGCUGGAAAGAGCGGUAGCAGAAUUAGAAAAUGUAAAAUCAGAAUCAGAGCUGUUAAAGAAACAACUGUCAAGUGAGAGACAGACGAUUAAAAAUCUUGAGUCCUUGUUGGCUACAAACAGAGAUAAAGAAUUUCAUUCUCAUUUAACCUCCCAUGAGAAGGAUACAGAAAUUCAGCUACUUAAGGAGAAGUUAACCCUUUCAGAAAGCAAAUUAACUAGCCAAAGCCGGGAAACCUCCAUGCUUCGAACUAAAGUGACACAAUUGCAGACAGAUUAUGAUAAUCUGAAAAGACAGAUUUCAGCUGAAAGAUAUGAACGAGAGCGAGCAAUCCAAGAGCUGCGCCGGCAUGGUCUUCCAAACCCAUCCCUGAGUUCUUCUCUCAAGUCUCCUUUACAGUCUCCUGAACAUAUGAAUGCAUAGUUAUCAGAAAGAAAAAUGAUUUUUCCAUGAGUUCCUCCGUGGAUUUUUAAAGAACACAAGAGUAAUGAAAUAUUUGAAAUACUUCUUCCUGCAAAUCAUGAACAUUGACACAAAUUCUACCUCUGUCAACGUUUAUUUAAAUCAGUGAAUAUGUAAAUAUAUUUAGUUUAAAAGUGCUCCACAUGUAUAUUUCCAUGUAUAUGAUGAACUAAAUAUGUAUUAAUAGUGAUUGACUGAUGUGAUAUUUGUUUUUUUAAUAUUCCUGACUAAAAUUACUCCUUGAAAUGUGUUUAUACUGUGAAUUCACAAAAUAUGAUCACAUUAUGUUUUAAUAAUCUGUUUCUUAAUGAGCCAUAAUAUAUACAUGUAAAUACCCUUCCAGUACUUAACUGUGUUUGGUUUUCAUACCUUUGUUUAUGACCCAUACCUUAAUGUAUUUGCAAAGAACGAUCAACUCUGAUGCUUUGCUGUCAUACUUUUUCUUCUCAGUGUAAAAUUAAUCACAGAUUUGCUCUCUUAUCAAGGUGAAUAUAUUUAAAACUAGUCUUAAUAGCAGAGCUCUUGAUAAACUAUCAUCAUGUGUACUUAAGUAUUACCAACUAGGUGAGAAAGAUGCAUUUGUCUCUGAUUCGCACUAUUGUAUUAUUUUGGCCGUCACACACCAGCUUUUUGCAUGCUAUAUUUUAUUAGAAUGAAGCUAAAAUAUAUUCAGUUUUGUAAAACUAUAGAUACAACAGAAAUUUGAGACUUUUUUCAAUAAUUCUUCAGUGUAUUAGUGUAAGAUUUCAGAAUGUAAAAAUAAAUGAGGUAAAUAUUUUUGUUAAAAUUACAACACGAGGGUCUGGAGCAAUGGCUCACCGGUUAAGAACACUGGCUGUUCUUGCAGAAGAUCCGGGUUCGAAUCUCAGCACCCACAUGGCAGCUAACAACUGUCCAUAACUCCAGUUCCAAGGGAUCCUACAGCCUCUUCUGACCUCUGCGGGCAUUGCACGACAUGGGUGCACUUACCUACAUGCAGGCAAUACACACAUACACGUAAAAAUAAUAAAAUAUUUUUUAAAAAAAUUACAACAUGCAUCUGAUAAUACCUAUUUUUGGCUUUUAAUCUUGUAUAACUUGCUAGUCUUUCAGAAUAGUAGUAACCCUGUCCCUGUGGCAUCUAAAUAAAAAAAUGGCCUUUUACAAUUCGGUUUCAAGGUUGCAGUUAUAAAGGACUUAGGCGUAUGUACACAUUAAGAAAAGAAGUAUAAAACAAUGUCAUAUACAAAUAGCGAUCAUGUUUAAACUGUUCACAGUCAAAGAAAACCCUAUUUUAUUAGAUUUCAUUAUGAUUGAAAAGCACUUAAAAA
Messenger RNA from Nannospalax galili (Upper Galilee mountains blind mole rat), 5163 nucleotides. It is a transcript of the gene Cep135, whose product is annotated as centrosomal protein 135. Bases 392 to 3814 code for a protein of 1140 amino acids. Lineage: Eukaryota; Metazoa; Chordata; Mammalia; Rodentia; Spalacidae. The transcript has 27 exons. The record is from RefSeq and is a predicted model, not a curated record.